Impatiens glandulifera is the source of this 1385-nucleotide messenger RNA. Its product is annotated as GDP-mannose 4,6 dehydratase 1. The transcript has a single exon. Gene Ontology annotation, biological process: GDP-mannose metabolic process. Gene Ontology annotation, molecular function: GDP-mannose 4,6-dehydratase activity. The coding region runs from base 75 to 1190 and encodes 371 amino acids. The record is from RefSeq and is a predicted model, not a curated record. Lineage: Eukaryota; Viridiplantae; Streptophyta; Magnoliopsida; Ericales; Balsaminaceae.
CCUCAUUCUCUCUCACACACACUCACACACACUCACACACAUUUGAGCAGAAGCUAACUGAAGAGAAAAUUCCAAUGGCAUCCGACGACAAAACUUCCCGAUCCGUCACCGGCGCCGGCGCCAAUGGCGUCGAAAGUUCACCGUUGAAAGGAAAGGUCGCUCUGGUUACUGGAAUCACCGGUCAAGACGGAUCUUACUUGACAGAAUUCCUUCUGAAAAAAGGCUAUCAAGUCCAUGGUUUGAUCCGUCGUUCUUCAAAUUUCAACACUCAACGCAUCAAUCACAUCUACAUCGAUCCUCACAAUGUCAAUAAAGCACAUAUGAAACUCCAUUACGCCGAUCUUUCCGACGCUUCCUCUCUCCGUCGCUGGGUCGACACCAUUCUCCCCGACGAGGUUUACAAUCUCGCCGCUCAAUCACACGUCGCCGUUUCCUUCGAGAUCCCCGAUUACACCGCCGAUGUAGUCGCUACCGGCGCCUUACGUUUACUAGAAGCCGUCCGAUCUCACAUCGUUACCACCGGACGGGAAGUUCGUUACUAUCAAGCUGGAUCAUCUGAAAUGUUUGGAUCUACUCCUCCGCCUCAAUCAGAAGAUACACCAUUCCAUCCUAGAUCUCCAUAUGCUGCAUCUAAAUGCGCUGCUCAUUGGUACACGGUGAAUUACAGGGAAGCGUACGGGAUGUAUGCUUGCAAUGGAAUCCUUUUCAAUCAUGAAUCGCCUAGGAGAGGAGAGAAUUUUGUGACGAGGAAGAUUACUCGUGCUUUAGGUCGGAUCAAGGUUGGGUUACAGAAGAAGGUGUUCAUGGGUAAUUUAAAAGCUUCUAGAGAUUGGGGAUUUGCUGGUGAUUAUGUUGAGGCUAUGUGGAUGAUGCUGCAGCAGGAGAAGCCUGAUGAUUAUGUGGUGGCGACGGAGGAGUCGCAUUCUGUGGAGGAGUUUCUGGAGGUGGCAUUCGGUUAUGUUGGUUUGAAUUGGAAGGAUCAUGUGGAGAUUGAUCCUAGAUAUUUUCGGCCUGCUGAGGUUGAUAACUUGAAGGGUGAUUCGAGCAAGGCGAGGAAAGUGCUGGGAUGGAAACCGCGAGUUGGGUUCGAGCAGCUGGUGAAGAUGAUGGUUGAUGAAGACGUCGAAUUGGCUAAGCGCGAGAAGGUGCUGGUUGAUGCCGGUUUCAUGGAUGCCCAGCAGCAACCAUGAUGAUUGAAUGAAUGAACCUAUAAUCAUAAUUUACAUAAGAUAAAACAAACAAUCUGAGGCCUAGUAUUCAUCACUUUAUAUAAAUUUGUUUGUGUUUUAAUUUGAUUUUCAUCUUUCUAUGUACUCACACUGUUGUUUCUUGUCUGAAAUGGAAUUAUUAUUCAAUUCUAAGAACUGAUAUGAGUUUUUCAGGUU